CCACGUGACGCGGGAGAUGUUAGCGCAGCCAUCAUUUCACCUAAUUCAUGUCCAGCCUAAAAUGGUAUGAGUGCAGGCUACAAGGAGACGGACAACUGCGAUGGAGUAGGUCAAUAUUUUGAAGCCUCACCUGUUCUCAUCCGCCCUGCUCGUUUACCGCGUUACAAGUCAACAAGGUGAGCUUUAACCAGCAUCUGGUUUUCUCAUCAGCAGCUAGUCACACAGAAGCUAGUGCUGCUCUUUGCAGUAUCAUCGUGGAGAAGAGGGUCUGAGGCUGAUUUGCUCCCCCCAGUUUUCUUUGAAUUGAGGAGGGGGGAGGAGGAGGAGGGGGUGGAGGAGGAGAGGGAGGGGACUGUAUUAAAACUCAGAGCAUGGGGCAGAAAGUCCCAGGUGGCAUAAAAACCAUUGACAUGCGGGACCCGGCAUUCAGUCCCUUGAAACUGGAGCUACAGGCCCUAAAUCACACAAAGCCGUCCCGGCUGGAUCUGCUACUUGACAUGCCACCUGUCAGCCUGGACGUCCAGGUGCAGCACUCGUGGAACAACGAUGACCGCUCCCUCAACAUCUUCGUCAAGGAUGACAACAAGCUAGUGUUUCACAGGCAUCCUGUAGCGCAGAGCACAGACGCCAUCCGGGGCCGUGUCGGCUACACUCGGGGACUGCAUGUCUGGGAGAUCAGCUGGGCUAUGCGCCAGAGGGGUACUCACGCUGUGGUUGGCGUGGCUACAGGUGAUGCCCCACUACAUUCAGUGGGAUACACAGCAUUGGUAGGGAACAACACAGAGUCCUGGGGUUGGGACCUGUGCAGGAGUAAACUGUACCACGAUGGCAAGAACCACCCAGGAAAAACCUACCCGGCCUUCCUGGAGCCUGACGACACCUUUAUAAUACCAGACUCCCUAUUAGUGGUCUUGGACAUGGAUGAGGGCACUCUGGGUUACAUAGUGGAUGGACAUUAUCUAGGUGUAGCAUUCAGAGGACUUAAAGGCAGGAAGCUGUACCCUGUGGUGAGCGCCGUGUGGGGACACUGUGAAAUACGAAUCCGAUACAUAAAUGGACUUGAUCCUGAGCCCCUCCCCCUGAUGGACCUGUGCAGGCGUUCAGUGAGGGUGGCUCUAGGAAGGGACCGCCUGAGUGAAAUCCAUGCACUGCCCCUCCCGGCCUCUCUCAAGAACUACCUGCUCUACCAAUGAUGGGGUGGAUAAUCACACCACACAGAGCACACCGUCCUCUCUGUCUCAUAUUUCUCUGGGAUCCUACUUGGGUUGAACCUGUUUGGCAACAUUGCUCAAGCCUCCAGGACUGACUCGAUCUCAUGAAGGAUGCUUCAACAAACCUCAGUCGACAGCAAUUUUCUUUGUUGUUGGAAGUAUGCUUCUGUGUCAGUGGCUGGACUGCAUUUGGUUUUCUAAUCCUGUUUUUAUGACUUUUCUCAGUUGUAAUCUGUAACUUCUUAAAUCAGGAAUCACUGAACACUAUGCACAUGCUGGUCCAGACGAUGCCCUGACAGUUGCCAUUUUGGUGCACCUCCUCCAGUUUGUACGCUGAUGUGGGAUAAGUGGUCAGUACCUCUGCUCUGACCUCAAGACUUUGUAAUAGCGAUUAUCAAUUUCUCGCUCUCUUAGCAUUUUAAAUUAAACUGUCACGUGUUGUCAAACAGAUUAACUAAAGGAAAUCAAAAUAUUAACUCUGAGUUAGGGAAAUACAGUUGUGCACUUUUAGUGUGUGACCACAUGGUGGCAGCAUACACAUCUCAACAUGUACGAUCGAUAUUUCAAGAUGAGAUCCUAGUUGCUUUUAGAAAUAAAUCAUGAGUUUUAAAUGGACCAUAAACUAAAGCUGCUGCUCACACAGCACAGGAGGGAGAUGCUGACCACUCCACUGUGAGUUUAUAGUGCAGUGGUGAUGAAUGCACUGUGAAGUAGCAGAAGAGCAGCUGCAGCCACUCACUGCACUAUCAGGUUUCUUUGCAAUAUGGAAGUGCCUGUUUGUUUACCAUCAGGGCAUCAGAUAGGAACAUCAUUACUAGAAUUUUUUUAUGGAAGAGUAAUGUCACUGUGAUUACUUGUAGCAUGCAUCUGCAGGAGAAUUUUCUCAAUAAGUCACAAUAUCCCUUAUUUAUCUUUUCAUCACUCCCUGCUUUUUGUAGUGCCAGUUGUUUUCAGCUACAUACCCUCAAAUCCCAUUAAUAGGCAGGUUUUCAUUCCAAUCAAACACUACAAAAGCUGAAUUCACUGGUUGGCACACGUUCAGCCAAAGAUUGGGAAGCAACCAGUGAAAUAAUGUGAUUUAGUAAUUGCUGGGAUGGAACUGUGCGUGUUCUUGGGCCUUGCUGGCAUACAGCUGAGAACCACUGUUGUAGUGUUUGUGUUUUAGGACUCAUUAAGGGGGAUAGAAGGGCUUGAGAGCCACAAUAUGAAAGUAAAUGGUGUGGUGCCUUUUUAAAUCAGUAACCUUUUAGAUUUAAGGCAUGAUAAUGACACAAGACAAUCCACAAAGUGCUGUAAAAGUGUGAUGCAAAGAGGGUCAAAUUGCCAAUACAUUGUCAAAUGCCAUAUCAUAGUCAUGUUCACUCUAGUAUUUUUAAAUGUGCAGAUGUGGUCCUUGUUUAGUACUCUGUUGAAUGUGGACACACUGUGCCACAUCUUACUUCUCCUUAUUGCUUGCAGCUGUCAUUUGUAUUCCUCAUUGUAGAUUUGUUUGUAAGUAUCUAUUAAAGUUUAUUUCAAAUUAUGA
Myripristis murdjan (pinecone soldierfish) is the source of this 2736-nucleotide messenger RNA. RefSeq names its product splA/ryanodine receptor domain and SOCS box containing 1 (gene spsb1). Gene Ontology annotation, cellular component: SCF ubiquitin ligase complex. Bases 372 to 1193 code for a protein of 273 amino acids. Lineage: Eukaryota; Metazoa; Chordata; Actinopteri; Holocentriformes; Holocentridae. The record is from RefSeq and is a predicted model, not a curated record. Gene Ontology annotation, molecular function: protein binding. The transcript is spliced from 3 exons. Gene Ontology annotation, biological process: proteasome-mediated ubiquitin-dependent protein catabolic process; intracellular signal transduction.